Molecule: messenger RNA, 6020 nt
Organism: Schistocerca americana (American grasshopper)
Lineage: Eukaryota; Metazoa; Arthropoda; Insecta; Orthoptera; Acrididae
Product: thrombospondin type-1 domain-containing protein 7A-like
Exons: 30
Coding region: 130-5058 (1642 amino acids)
Biological process (GO): actin cytoskeleton organization
Cellular component (GO): plasma membrane
Source: RefSeq, a predicted model, not a curated record
CCACCCGCCAGAGCGACCGGACGCCGAGGGAAGAAGCUCCGCUAGCAGCCGUCACUACUGCCGCCGCCGCCGCAGCUGCUGGUACCAGUCGGGAAGGAGCGUAUGGCCUAGGACCUUGGUAUCUCCAAGAUGUCGGGCCUACGCAUAUUGUUGCUGAUUGUCGUGAUACUGGUCGAAGGAUCUGUGGCCAGGAACCGACUCAAUAGCCGAUUCGGCAAGAGAGAGGAAUUUAUAUGGAAAGCAGGCGGCUGGGGUCCCUGCUUCCCCAACACUGGCUCGUGCGGGGACGGCUUGCAGUGGCGUACGGUGUGGUGCGCCCACAUCGACGGGCGCGCCGUGCUCGAGUACCAGUGCGACCGUUCCAUGCAGCCAGCCACCGCAGCAGCCUGCAUCCUCGAAUGCGGCCACCAGAAGGAGGAGUUCCAGUGGGACGUGGCCGGUUGGGGUCCUUGCGAGAUAGUGCUGCCUCCAAAACCUCGCUCAAACGCCAUUAAUGAAACCAGACCUCGCAUCCGAGAGAACCUGGGCGUCAUGCAACGGAACGUUUCUUGCAUCCUCAUCUCGCACGAGACCAGGACCCAGCGCAUCGUAGACGACUCCAGCUGCGUCCCGCAUCGGAGCAAGCCCGAAUCGGUGCGCAUGUGCAGCGUGCCGCGACCACAGGACUGCGUGGUGGGGCCUUUUUCAGAGUGGAGCACUUGCGAGGAUCCUAUCAACUGCGUUGUUGGCGGCACAAACCAAACGCGCGUGCGCAUCGUGCUCGUUGCACCCAUGUAUGGCGGAAGAGCCUGCCCACACCUGGUGGAGUCGCGGCCGUGCGAGUCGGUGUGCCUGCAGGAGCCAGUGCGCGAGGAUGGCCGCGGCGAGUACCGCAUCAAGAUGGGCGAUUGGCGCCGCUGCCAGGCGCCCAGAAGCAUCGUGCCCGCCGGCAUGCGCAACUCGCGCCACCGCGGUCGUAAUAGUGAUCGACAUCAAGUUGGCCACUAUCGAGUGUCGGGCUACUGGAGCAUGCAGCCGGUCAACCACAAUCGUGGAUCGCCGACCUUCGACAUCUUGAAAGAGGAAGAUCUGGACUUCUACUACACUUACGAGGCGGAGGUGGGCUACCAGACACGAGAUGUUUCCUGCCGGGACUCCAAGGGAGCGGUCGUUGACCUCAGCCUCUGUCUGGAAGGAAGGAGCCGCAGGAAGGUGCCGCGCACCGUUCAGCCGUGCGUCGUGGCAGAGGACUGCGUUGUGAACCAAUGGUCUUCGUGGACCAAGCUGCAGGAUGGCUGCGUCGAUGGUGCCGGAAGGGUUACAACGCCGGAGAUACAGGUGCGUCGGCGGGAGGUGGUGCGGUUAGGCCACGGCUUGGGCCGCCCCUGUCCUCGUCUCAUCGAGCGCCGCAUCAACGCUGACCCAGAACACCUGCCCGUCUGCGCCGAGACAUACCGCUGGCUGGCUUCCCACUGGAGUGCUUGUAUGGUCGUAGAUGACGAAGAGCGCAAGAUGGAAGUCGAGUGUGGCGGCGGUGUGCAGUUACGGGAUGUAGCUUGCGUCACGAUCGCGGGUUCAAAACCCGUGCGCUCAGAGCUGUGCUCGUCGUUCGUACCGCUGCCCACUGUGCAAAGGUGCGAGGUGGCGUGUCCGAGAGACUGCGAGGUCGCUGCUUGGGCCGCCUGGGGUCCGUGUCGCCCGACGGAAUGCAACCCUGAUAACUUAUGGUUUCCGCAAGGUUACCGCGAGCGACGGCGGAGCGUCCGGGUGACGUCGAGCGAGACAGGCCUGCAGUGUCCGAGCGUGCGCGAGGUGCAGCCGUGUAUGGAUGCGGUGUGCCACGAGUGGGUGGUGGGCCAGUGGAGUCCCUGCCAACUGAUCGCGGGCGUGCGCCACUGCGGAGAGGGCCGCCGCGCGCGACUCGUCACCUGCCGCACCAUGUCCGGGAUGAUCGUGGAAGAAGCGCUGUGCGCACGCUCUGUCAAGAAGCCGCCAACUGAGGAGGCUUGUCUGCUGCCUUGCCCAUUUGACUGCGUGCUGUCGCCCUGGUCCAGUUGGUCGCCUUGCUCCCACAGUUGCACGUCGCCCGAAAAACUCGCCCUGCGCCAGCGCAACCGCACAGUCAUCGCGCCACCAGGAGUCGGAGGUCACCCCUGCCCGAACCCGGACGAGAUGCUACAGAUCGAGCCGUGUAACACGCACAGCUGCCACGGUUUCAGCUGGCGAACGCUGCCUUGGCAGCCGUGCACCCCAGUCAACAGCACUGCACUAUCUACCGGCAGGGUGGCUUAUACCAGAGCAAAUGGCACAGACGGGGACUGCGGGUUGGGAGUGCAGACGCGAGACGUGUGGUGCGUGGAGGCGAACGAGCGGAGGGACGACCACCACUGCUUCCCGCUGAUCAAGCCCGACUCGACGCGUCCCUGCAGGCUUGGCUGCCACGUCAACUGCUCCGUCUCGCCCUGGUCAGAUUGGAACCCCUGCAACACGGACUGCGAACCAGCCCCGCCGGACUCGGCGCAGCAGGAGUUGGCGCCGGCGCAGCUGCGGCGACGCCUGGUGAUCCAGCCGCCCGAGAACGGCGGCAAGCAGUGCGGCAAGCUGAUGGACUGGCGGCCCUGCCCGCUGUCGGGCGCGCGCUGCCGCCGCUUCAACUGGGACGUCGGCAACUGGUCUGAUUGCCAGCUGCCCAACAACGUCGAGUGCGGAGUCGGAUACCGCGUCAGGGCUGUUUGGUGUAACCCCAAACAUCGCAUGAACAAAGUGGAACCGAGCAACUGCAUCGAGCAACACCCAAAAAUUCCGGCAACCUCAGAGCCUUGCUACGCCGACUGUACGUAUAACUGCGUGGUUUCCGAGUGGUCAGAAUGGUCUCCGUGCACUCACAGCUGCCUGAAAAGCAAGAGGACACGCGAACUGAUUGGUCACUCCAAGAACAGGGAUAUAUGUACGAAUUCUGAACUCUUCCCGUUAGUUGAAACCAGGACCUGCCCUUGCCGAAAGCAAGAGUUGCGGGUACUUGGAAACUGGUCGGAAUGUAUAAUAGAUACUGAAAUAACAUCAGUGAGAGCAAAUGGAAGGCGUGUUAGUGGAGUCUGCGGAUCGGGAACAAAAUAUCGUCGUGUGGGGUGUUUCAAUACCACUGGACAUCUUAUAGAGCCAAUAUGCAUGUUUCUGCUACUGGAUUCGCCCUCACACUACCCAGAUCAAGAGCUAUUGUCUGCUGGAUUGCUUGAGGAACAGGAAGCACGUCAGCGGUGUAUCGUUCGUAGAAGCCUCUGCGGAGCCAGUAGUGGAUUAGAAGAGGAACCGUGCCUCAUACCAUGCCCUGUAGACUGUGCGCUGACGGAGUGGAGUGCCUGGGAAGAAUGUACGACCCUCUGCGGACCAGGUCUUCACAAUAGGACCAGGAAACUGCUACGUGAACCACAGUUUGGUGGCCGUCCUUGUGGAGAGAUAGUUCAAACAAAAGUGUGCAACUCACCGUGCAACGUCUUCCGUUGGGUCGCAGGCGGUUGGAGUGAGUGCCAGUUAAUAGGAGCUGACCAAGAAAGAGGUUGUGGAACGGGAGAUCAGUACCGCCAAGUGAGGUGUAUGAAGGUGACCGUCAAUGAAGUUGCAGUGGAAGUGCCUGACAUCUACUGUGACCCUGUCAAGCAGCCUGCUGAUGUAAAUGCCUGCCAUGUGGCCUGCCCAGGAGACUGUGUAGUCAGUCCUUGGUCAGACUGGUCAGAAUGUGCAAAGCCAUGUGAUGUGAACAAACAACGUCAGAGGACAAGAUCAGUAUUGAGAAAACCAGCCAAAGCAGACUACCCAUGUCCUCCUUUAAUAGAGGUUCAGUCCUGUGAAAUCAAUGUAACUUGUUUCACAUAUAGCUGGCAAGAGACUCGAUUUAGUUCUUGUUUACCAUUAGGUGGAAGCCCAUGUGGAGAAGGAAUACAGGCAAGAGCUGUCUAUUGUCGACGAAGCGAUGGAAGAACUGUUGAGGACAGGUGGUGUGAUGACCAAACCAAACCUUCACCAGUAGAAAAAUGGUGUUAUGUGGAUUGCACUGUUGACUGUGAGUUAACUGAAUGGGGUUCAUGGGAUCAUGCUGGAUGCCAAUGUGGGAGUGCAGGUUCUGCAAUGAACAGGUAUCGAUUUGUGAUGACCAAUAAUAGUCCCAGUGGAAGAGCUUGUCCACGAGAUUUGGUUCAGCGCAAACCUUGUCCUGCUAUUCCCUGCUACACAUGGUAUAGAGGACCAUGGAGUGAAUGUAAUCUAGAUGGAGCAUGGUGUGGACAUGGCACUAUUACAAGAAAUGUGACAUGCUUAAGAGAUGGUGAACCUGUAGAUGAUUAUCUAUGUGGAGAUGCUCCAGACAUACACACAACCGAUAAAUGCUAUGCGCCAUGCAAGGGUGACUGUCAGGUUUCAGAAUGGAGUCACUGGUCACACUGUCACCGGAACUGUCAGAGUUCUUCUAAUGAUGGUUACAUGACAAGGUCACGAGCCAUUUUGCGACACCCAAGCCCAGAAGGUGAGGCUUGCCCUACUGCAUUAUGGGAAACUCGACCCUGCUUUAGUGGUGCUUGUCUGACAUUUGAUUGGGUUAUUUCACGUGAUGGUAAGAUUACAUGUCAGCGAUCAGAUGGUGUUGUGGUUACUGGUGGCUGCGAGAAUCGUCCUAUGCCUUGUUCAAAUCCACGCUGUGAGACUGUUCCACAUGCAUAUUGUGAUACAACACUGGGAAUAUGCAUUUGUGAAUCUGGUUAUUAUGCACAUGUUGGACAUGAUCAGCAAUUAACAAAAUGCAUUCAAGCUUCAGAAAAUAAAGGAAAUGCCAAAAACAAAGUACAGUUGGAUGGUGAGUUUACAGGAGCACCAGAUGAGAUCCUCUCACGCUACUAUUAUCCAAGAGAUGAUGAGAUAAAUGUGUGGAUGUUUGCUGUCAUUGGGAUAGGAUGUCUCUUUGUAAUUUUUGUAGCAGUUUCUGUAUAUGUCAUGUGUUAUAAAAAUGGAGGCAUUCCUGGAUUGCGUCUUCUGCAGCAGACUCAGCAGCAGGACUCGCUGACAGUGCUGCCAGCUGCGAAAGCCUGACAAAGAAGUACUCAAACGUCAGCACCAGAAGAAACAGCUUACAGUACACUGUGAGCUGAUGGUCCUGAGCUUACAUACUGUAUAAAUGUGUAGAUGUCUGUGUCUCUACAUUCAUCAAAUUCCUAAUUUCAAAUAAUUGCUUUGCAAUUCAAACUGAAAAGAAAUUUUCUACAAUCAAGUAAAAUAUGAACAAGAAAUCAUUACUACUGUUGAAGCAUUUUAUGUGCAGCAAUUAAGUGUAAAUCUGAAAAGUCCAAAUAAUAACCAUCUUUAUGAUAUUUCUUCUUUUGAGCUGAACCAACUUGAUUUUCCACAAAAUACCACAUUAUCCCAGAAUUGAUGUUUUUAUGGGUGUCUUCUUUGUUAUCAAUACAGUAUCAUAGAUAUUAAUAAAUAACUGGAAUAAUGUUAUUAAAGAUCAAAUGUACUAAAUGUUAUUAUCUGUGUUCUAUAACUAUUUGUGUAGCUACUACUGUGUCCAGUAAUCAUAUAAUGUGGAAAAUAAUUGUAUUUCAACUGUCAAAUGAAAUACUAAAUACUGGCAUUGUUGCUGGUCUUUUAUGAUGUCUGCUAGUUCACAUGUGUUUAUUUGGUUAUUGUUCAAAUAUUCUGUAAAAGUGAGUUCAAAAACUCCUUAUAUCAUUCUUCAUUGUGAAGUCAGUGUUUAUCAUUACAUAUGUCUGUUACAACAUAUUUACACAUAAAGACAAGAGAACUCCAGAAAAAAUUAUGUGGUUGUCUUAUCAAUCAUACAGAAUCCUGAAGCUUCAUAUUAAAAUGAGAACAAUCAAGUAAUACAUUUUCAUUUGGUUCAGCAGUAAGUGGUUCUGACUAUGACUUUAACAUGACUGUUUCCAAUAUGUAAUUUAUGUAUGAGAUCAUAUGAACAAGAAACAUAAACAGAAAUAAUCCUAUUGUGAAACUUGCAAUUCCAUUACAAUAAACAAAAAUAUUUCAAAGCA